AUGCAUAUAAAGCAGUACAAAGAAUUCAAAGGAACUAGGAAUAUAGCGUUAGAGUCUUUUAAAAUAGUUUCCUUAGAGAACUUCGAAGAAUGGAGGAUAGUUAUGGCGAGGUGCGGAGAUUGGUCAGAGGAAAAAGGACAAUUUGGUGCAAAUGUGAUUAAGAAAGCGUCUGUAAAUAAAAGGAAGAGAAUCGCUGUAAAGGAAAAUCCUUACAAAUCGCAGAUUAAUCCAGAAGAGGGUCUGAAAUCCAGUAUGACGCGGACGGUCGCGAUGCUCCAGAUUCGCAGACAAUGCUCCAAUUUAUACCCAAGUCACUUACUGGAGUCGGCGAGACGCGAGGGGGUGCGAUAUGUACCCAUAACUAUGGGCAUGUCGGAGAGAAAGGAGAGCCACCUACUUAACACUAUUCUUAGUCCAUUAUAG
This is a messenger RNA of Leptosia nina, 423 nucleotides long. The record is from the annotation of a GenBank genome assembly. NCBI's taxonomy places the organism in Eukaryota, Metazoa, Arthropoda, Insecta, Lepidoptera, Pieridae.